AUGAGGAUUGCUCUCGAAGUGAAGAACAAAUAUGGAUUUGUUGAUGGAUCCAUGGUUAGGCCUGAGGAAACUGAUCGGAGAUUCUCUUUUUGGAAGAGGUGCAACAACAUUGUCUGCUCGUGGAUCCUCAAGUCUCUCAGCUCCACGAUUGCAGAAGGAGUCCCGUACCUUGAAACUGCAUCAGAUGUGUGGAACACUCUGAAGAAGAGAUACUCUCAGAUAGACUCACACAGGAUUGCUGAGCUGCAAAAUGAGAUCUAUCGAUGCUCACAAGGUAACUUCUCAAUCAACGAGUAUUUUGCUAAAAGCAAUUGUUUAUGGAUGCAAAUGAAUGCUAUGAGACUAAUUCCUGCUUGUGAAUGUAUUCCUAAGUGUACCUGCUCCUUAGUAAGUAAGAUACAAAAGGAAAAAGAAGAGGAUCAAAUCAUUACGUUUUUGAAAGGCCUAAGUGAAGAAUAUGAGAGUAUUAAAUCUGCAAUUCUUGUUAUGGAACCUAUUCCUGCCCUUGAGAAAGUGUCGAGUAUGGCUUUAAAAAUUGAAAGGAAAAUCAAAAACUCUUUUAAUCAAAAGAACAGUGAUAUAAUUCAAGCAAAUGUUCUGCAAAAUGGUCAAGAUCAGUAUGAAGAAGAACAACCUACGGUGGCAGUCUCAACCCUAAACAAUAAGAAAAAAUACAAUAAUGGCAGUGGAAAUGGGAAUAGAUCAGGAAAGAGUGUGCCUAAGUGUACUUUCUGUAGAAGACUUGGUCACAUUAUUGACAAAUGCUACAAGAAACACGGUUUUCCCCCCUGGCUAGAUCCAAGGAUAUAA
Molecule: messenger RNA, 810 nt
Organism: Ipomoea nil (Japanese morning glory)
Lineage: Eukaryota; Viridiplantae; Streptophyta; Magnoliopsida; Solanales; Convolvulaceae
Exons: 1
Coding region: 1-810 (269 amino acids)
Source: RefSeq, a predicted model, not a curated record